AUGAUAGAAGUAGCUGCUGCAACCAGGUUGAUCGAAGAGGAACUUGAGGACGAUGUUGUUGACGCUGCUGAUGUAGUUGUUAGCAAUGAAGAGCUGACAGCUGUAGACGAAGACGACGCUGUGAGGGACGAAGAAAGCGUCGAUGUGAACGAAGAUGCAAUCGAAGUGGAUAGGGAUGACGCAGACGUUGUUGACAGCAUUGUUGACGAGGUAGGCGUAAAGAGACUCGUUGAAAACGUUGAUGAGGUCGUCGUUGAAGGGGUAAUAUAUGUACUUAAAGUUUGCGUAGUCGACGUCAAAGAGGUACUCGUCAUAGUGGACGUGUAUAUACUGGAGGUCGAUGAUAGAGAUGUCGAUAGAGCAGAGGCUGAGAUAGAAACAUAUGUACUUGAUGUUGACAUAGUUGAAAAUAUUAGAGAUACUGCGGAUGUGAUUGACGAUGAGGAGGCUAACGUAGACGAGGACGUCGUUGUUAUACUCGACGUAGAAAACGCAGACGACGAAGUGGCCAGCGUAGAUAAGGCUGACGAUAAGGUUGACGUUGAAGCAGACGUCAAAACGGAUGGAGAUGAGGCAGAGGUUAUAAUGCUUGCCGACGAUGAUGUUGUUGAGGGAGUUGUGCUUAGGGCAACUGGCGUUGUAGACGCUGAACUUGAAGCAGAUGUAGAUGCACUCGACGUAGUAGUCCCGGCGGUAGAAGUACUAGACGCGGACGCUCCAGGCGUGGUUGUCACUGACAAGGACGUGCUAGGUGUGGACGUGCUAGGUGUGGACGUACCAGGCGUGGAUGUGCCAGGCGUGGAUGUGCCAGGUGUGGACGUGCCAGGUGUGGACGUAGUAAAAGCUGGAGUCCCUAGAUCUGUGGAUAAGGUCGAAGACACAGACGUCGAGCCAGUCGAUGAUAGUACGGCGGUUGAUGACGAAGACGUCACUAUUGCCGUUAUAGAGAUCGAAGUCAGAGACGAAGACACUAGCGAAGGAGACAAGCUGGAGGCGGAAGUAGAGGAGGCAAAUAAUUGCGAGAGACUUGUCGCUGAUGUCGACGAUAAAAAUGCAGUGGAAGUCUGUGAUGCCAAAGAUGACGAUGACGAAAUUGAUGCGGAUUCUCCAGAUCGAUUAUCCCCAGAGGGACUGUACGGAGAAGCGACCCCAGGUGAUGAUACCGCGGUUGAUGUAGAUAAGGUUGAGGACGUUGUUAGUAAGGAUAAUGACUCUAUCGAUGAAUAUGAGGACGAUGCUGUCGAGGAUGAAGACGCUGUAGAGGAAAGCGAGGAUGUUAUCGACGAGUAUAAAGACGUCGUAGCCGAGGAUGAGGUUGGUAUAGAUGAUGGUGAGGAUGUGCCCGACGAAUAUGGAAACAGUGUAGAAAACGUUGAGGACGAUGAGCUCGAUAUAUCUAGUGUUGGGGCAGCAGUAGGUGAUGAUGGCGAUGAUAAUGACGAAGGUGAAGAUGAGGGUGAUGACGAGGUUGAGGCCAAAGAAGCAGUCGACAACCAUGAUGAAAGUACGGCUAAAGAAGACGAAGAUGGAGAGGUCAACGUACCGACUGAAGGCAAAGUGCUCGUACUUUGGGUCUGCAAGAUGCUUGAGCUCUGUGUCGAACUUGUCGAAGGCGACGGACUACUUGUAGCGCUUGAUGUAGGCUGA
Bacidia gigantensis is the source of this 1647-nucleotide messenger RNA. RefSeq lists its product as uncharacterized. The record is from RefSeq and is a predicted model, not a curated record. The transcript has 3 exons. NCBI's taxonomy places the organism in Eukaryota, Fungi, Ascomycota, Lecanoromycetes, Lecanorales, Ramalinaceae. Bases 1 to 1647 code for a protein of 548 amino acids.